UUGUAACCGAGUAAGACCGUCACCUCCCACGCGGCUAUUUCUACCCGUCAGCGAAAACUAUUCCUCCCUCUUUCCUACGGCCAAGAUUCACGUCAGGUGUAUCGCAGUAAACCCUGAAUGGCAACAGCUUGGGACUUGACUUCGGUAAAGGCUCUACUUAGAACAGCAAGUCAACGCCUCGGACAACUACAAGAUAAAAUUGAUGCAAAGGGAACUAUCACCAGGAAGGAGAUUGCUUCUUCGUUACAAAAGGGCAAUGUCACUCUUGCACGUAUGAAGGCACGCACCGUGAUGCAAGAGGAUGCAUUCGGGGACGUAUUAGAAAUGCUUGAGAUGCACGUUGCCAUUAUGCUCGAACACGUCUCCGAGAUUGGACAGAAUUGCCACAACCCAGCUGUCGUCGAAGCUGCUUCGAGCAUCAUCUUCGCUGCGCCACAUGUUGAUCUCAAAGAGCUUCAUGACAUUCGAGACCUGCUGCUACAACGGAUGGGAACGGAAUUCUCGCGGGCGGCAGUUGACAACCGUGAAGGCAAAGUCUCGAUCCGUAUCACAAAAGCGUUAUCAACUACCGCCUCUACGACCGCUCAAGCUGAUGAACUUCUUCUCAAGAUUGCGAAGUCACAUAACGUUGAUUGGUCACCAGAUCCACCGAGAGAAGAUAUUCAGAAACUACUUUUGGACAUCCUGAACCCUGAUACAUUACCCGUCGUAGACAUAGCAGCUUUACGCAAGCUUUGCGCCCGUGGUAUUCCAGAUAAACCUUCGUGGCUUCGUCCGAAGAUUUGGAAAUUAUUUUUCGGCACCCUCCCGGUGUUGAAAGCGUCGUGGCAUCGUGUAAUGAACCAACAGCGGAGUGAUUAUUAUGAACUCGUCAAACGUUUACUCGAGCCUAUCGCGAAUCUUCCGCCUCCGACGAUUCCGAUACACCCUCUCGAUUCUUCGUUGCUUCAAGCCUCCCGACAGCUUUACGAUACCCCACCAAAGUUAUUCAAUGGAUUAGGAGGCGAACAACCAGAUUUAGCCCUUCCUUGUCCACUUGAAGAUACGGCUCCGCCCAAGCUGAAGUUGCAGUGCGCCAAGAAUCUUGAUAUUCGUUUGAAAGCCAUUCUAGGCAAACGUCAGCUUAUAUCAGGCUCUGUCGCUAUACCCGAAAUCCGUCUGGAAACCGGCGACUUCAAGACCCCUCUCACCGACUGGUUUCAUGGUAAUGACAAUAUUAAUGAGAGACAUAACUCGGCGAUGCUUCGUUUACUUUAUUUGCAUUCCUUUAUCAAACCUGGAAACCGUUCUCCUCAUGUUCCGACUCUCCUUGCACCAAUUUACUCUGCCUUGAAUCAGCAAGUUGAGGUCGAAGAUUUGGCACACGUUGAAGCCGAUACCUUCUGGCUUUUUGAAGCAAUAAUAGCGGAGUUUUCAGACUUGGAAGACGAGGAAGGCAGUGGCAUCUGGAUGAAGAAGUUUAGUGAGAGACUGGCAUGGGCAGACAAUGACCUUUGGCAAAGCCUUGCCGCGAUAGGCCUCGAUCCUGCUCAACCGCACUAUUCUUAUGGUUGGCUCGGCCCGUUGUUGGCGUAUACUUUUCCAUAUGAACCCCUCAUUAUCGCAUGGGAUGCAAUUUUUUCCUGCCAGCCAAGACAGAGGCAAUCCAACGCAAGGCUCGAUAUGCUGCUCAACGUUUGUACUUCUUUGCUAAUUCGAGUAAGGGUUAGGUUAUUGACACUAGGUAAGAGUCAACAAAGAAGUCAGAUACAAUGGGGACAAGAAUUGCCUCCUUCGUCCCCAUUGAGACCAUGGGAGCUGGGGGAUGCUUUUUCUGAGGGAUUGUCUUUUCUACAAAAUUAUCGGAUCGAACCUGCGGGCGGCAUCGAUCGAGUUCUUCAACUUGCAGUUGAAUUCAAGCAACGGCGUGAGGAGGAAGCGCGAGCCUCGGAAGAUACCCUGCUCCCUCUUGGUGCCCGGUUGAGGGUAACGAUGUGGAAAGGUUUCACUAACCAACUAUCUUCUCCUGACCGUUCCCCUGUGGCAUCGGAUGAUGAAGCAGAAGUAGAAGAUGGAGAAGACGAGACUGAUAGAAAAGGAACCGGAAAUUCAUCUGUUGGCCUCACUUCGAGGCUUGCUUCUACAGUAUGGAGAGGUAUAACGAAUCAGUCUUCUAUGGAACCACCUCCAACUCCUGUAACUCCUUCAUCCUCUGCGAUUCCAAUAUCUUCCAGGACACCUUCCAGUGAUCUCCCCUCAAAUGAAAGAGGUGCACCCUCCUCUUCAGCCCCGCCUUCUAACCCUAAUCUCCUCUGGGAUUAUGCUGAAAAGCUGAAGGAAUCGGACGCUGCCGCAACGUUUGCUAAAGUGAGUAGCAACUGGAGAGCCAAAGCCUUGAUGACUACUUGGGGCAGACGGCAUGCCGACUCUAACGACAAACAGGAUGCAACUCCGAUAAAUGCUUCAGCGCCACCGAGCCCAUUACUUGACUUUAGACCUGGAGAAGCUCGCAGGGGCUCACUUCCGGAUAUUGAUCCCGACGACCCUCAUUCCCCACCUCCCCGACCAUCACAUUUCCGCCCUCCUAGGGACACAAUUAUCUUCUCCGGACCCGGACUAACCGUAGCCCCCAGCAGUCCAGAGCUUUCGCCGCAGUCUGACAGUGCCAUCCUGCAGAAAACGAAGAACCUGACCGCCUCGCUAGCAGCACUCACUCGAUCCGAGGGGCCUGAGACUUUACCGAAACCAAAGGCAGGGCCACGUCCGCUACUACUGAACUCGUCGUCCCUGAUGACUGUAGGUCGUGAUAGGCCACUGUCCCGUUCAGAGAACAGUACACCCGUUCUUGGUCAGCCUUCGGGUCAAUGGAGCCAUGUUACGACUAGAAGACGGCUUUCAAAUCGUGACUCCCUGUCUUCAAUGUCAUCUCUAUCCCCUUCCGACGCUUUUUCAGGACCCGUUAAGUCCGGUUGGGAUUCAGAUGGAUCUACUAGUCGCAAAGUUCCGUUGAACAGGACGUCAGUAUCCCCUAUGGCACCGCAUUCUAGAACCUCUUCCUUCGCCCGGCUAUCUCAAUCAUCCGGGACUUCUUCCAUUAGCACCCCAUCCAAAGCACCUUUACCUGGUGGUUGGAGUCAAGUAGAUAUCCCUGACUCUCCAUCUAUCCCCCGCACGCCCAUUGGCAGUCCCUCGUACAGAAAUAAUGUCGUAACAAUAAACGAGCCUGAAGAAUCUUCACUGGCCGGUUCUGUCGUGUCAUCGCCCACGAUUAUGCCAAUGCAGCACGAUAAAUCACUAACAAGAAUAACCAUUCCCUCAUCGCACAAACCAGAAACAACAUCCGAGUCUUCUGCACCAGAGACACCGCAUAAGAGCCCAAGAAGUCCAAGGAUACGCUCCAAGCGUCAUCCGUCACGACCUACGAAUUUACGUCUCCAAGAUCCAGGCCGACGUAGUCCGAAUCUCGCUGUGGACUGGCCUUUAGAGCAUGAUGCAGUGCUGACGCCGAAAGCCACUGAAUUUGAUGGUGAAGUAUUGUCCUCGUCUUCCAAUUCUCCGACGUCCCAGAAGUCACCUAGGCCAACACGCCAAAGAUCGGGGGAUACUAUUCGUAGCCCUUCCAGGAAACUCUCGACUGAAGGACAAGAGCCACGAUCUAGAAAAAUAUCUACCGGCUCCCGGACCAAGAGAGGCGCUGGGACGGAGAAGGCAGCUGUAAAAAGAAUCCGUGACAGCGGUGCAGAAGAGGGUGACGAUGAAGGUUACGACGAUUUACUGAGUGCUUAUGAGAGUGAGGAGUCUAAAUCCAGUGUUCGAUAGUCGGAUUUUCCUAUUCUACUGUGUUUACAAACAUACGUACCGAUACUAUCUUCGCGAUCGAGCGCCACGUGUUACUCGCGUCUCUACUUGUCGCUAUCAUCUGCGCUGCCUCGACAGUUUUCGCUAUGUACAUCACUCCGCCUUUACUCGUUCUAAUCCUUCGUUUCUCCUUCGGGCACACUAUCGAUCCCGCAAUGCAUUACUCGAAUGCUGGGCCAGGAGGCCCCCCUUCGCAAGAAGCAAGUUUACAUUCUCAGUACACGAAUCAAGAGGAUUGGCACAGACCUCUCAAAAAUCAAGCUCACAAUGACUCUGCCAGGCAGCUGCUCGAAGAUACCAGCGUACCUUGUUCUCCAACCAGCACCGAUGUUUCGUGUCAUUCUUUCUCGUUGUC
Molecule: messenger RNA, 4192 nt
Organism: Marasmius oreades (fairy-ring Marasmius)
Lineage: Eukaryota; Fungi; Basidiomycota; Agaricomycetes; Agaricales; Marasmiaceae
Exons: 12
Coding region: 118-3798 (1226 amino acids)
Biological process (GO): protein transport
Source: RefSeq, a predicted model, not a curated record